Molecule: messenger RNA, 5021 nt
Organism: Catharus ustulatus (Swainson's thrush)
Lineage: Eukaryota; Metazoa; Chordata; Aves; Passeriformes; Turdidae
Gene: TTLL11
Product: tubulin tyrosine ligase like 11
Exons: 9
Coding region: 34-2259 (741 amino acids)
Biological process (GO): protein polyglutamylation; microtubule cytoskeleton organization
Cellular component (GO): cilium
Molecular function (GO): tubulin-glutamic acid ligase activity; tubulin binding
Source: RefSeq, a predicted model, not a curated record
CGGACGGGGACACAGGGGAUAGAACCGGAGGGGAUGGGGACAGAGGGGGUAGAACCGGCGGGGAUGGGAACAGAGGCAGUGGAACCGGCCGGGCUGGAACCGGCCGAGCUGGGGACGGCGGGGACGGGGACAGAGGGAAUAGAAUCGGCGGAGACUGGGACAGAGGGGAUAGAGCCAGCCGGGCAGGAACCGGUCGGGCUGGGGACGGAGGGGACAGAACCGGCGGGGAUGGGGACGGCGGGGACAGAACCGGCGGAGAUGGAGCCGGCCGGGCUGGAACCGGCGGAGAUGGAACCGGCCCGCGAGGCGGAGGAGCCCCCGGGGUGCCCGGCCCUGCCCGCUGAGGCCCCGCAGGACGGCCCGGCAGCCGCGGUGCCCCCGGGGGAAGGGGCACUGCCAGCGGCGCCCGGCCAGGAGCGGGAACGGGAGCGGGGCCGGCGCGGGGCCGGCUCCACCGGGCGGGCGGCGCGGGGCAGGGCCCGGCGGGCCUCGGGCCGCCACACCGGGGGCGAGAGCGCCCGGCGGCCCGGGGUCACGGUGGACAGCUCCAAGGCCAAGACCUCUCUGGAGGCCCUGAAAAUCAGCCUGCGGCAGCUCCGCUGGAAGGAGUUUCCGUUUGGCCGCCGCUUGCCGUGUGACAUCUAUUGGCACGGGGUGUCAUUUCAUGAUAGCAACAUCUUCUCAGGGCAAGUCAACAAGUUUCCAGGCAUGAUGGAGACAGUUCGGAAAAUCACCCUGAGUCGGGCCAUGAGAACCAUGCAGGAUCUGUUUCCUCUGGAGUACAACUUCUACCCUAGAUCCUGGAUUCUGCCAGAAGAACUGCCCCUCUUUGUGGCUGAGGUUCGUAUGAUGAAAGACAGCAAUCCAUCCUGGAAGCCCACGUUCAUUGUAAAGCCUGAUGGAGGCUGCCAGGGGGAUGGAAUCUACCUCAUCAAAGACCCAAGUGACAUCAGGCUGACAGGGAGCAUCCAGAUCCGGCCAGCUGUGGUCCAGGAAUACAUCUGCAAACCACUGCUCGUGGACAAAAUGAAAUUUGAUAUUCGUCUCUAUGUCCUGCUGAAAUCCUUAGAACCCUUGGAGAUUUAUAUAGCCAAAGAUGGACUUUCUAGGUUUUGUACAGAGCCCUAUCAAGAACCCACUCUCAAAAAUUUGCACCAGGUUUUUAUGCACUUAACCAACUACUCACUAAAUAUCCACAGUGGGAAUUUCAUCCAUUCUGACAGUGUAAACACUGGCAGCAAGAGGACUUUUUCAAGCAUUCUGUGCAGACUGUCUUCCAGAGGAGCUGAUGUCAAAAAGCUCUGGUCAGAUAUAAUUUCAUUGGUGAUUAAAACAAUUAUUGCACUGACACCAGAACUGAAAGUUUACUACCAGUCUGACAUACCAGCAGGAAAGCCUGGGCCAACUUGCUUCCAGAUUUUAGGGUUUGACAUUCUCCUGAUGAAAAACUUGAAGCCUGUGCUACUGGAAGUAAAUGCAAACCCCAGCAUGAGAAUAGAACACGAGCAAGAGCUUUCUCCUGGAGUGUUUGAAAAUGUCCCAAGCCCUGUUGAUGAAGAAGUGAAGGUUGCUGUCAUCAGAGACACUCUGCGGCUGGUGGACCCUCAGAAAAAGAAGAGGAAAGACACUCAGUGCCCGAGCGCGGAGGCGGCGAGCGAGGAGCCGCCGGAGGCUGCCCCCGGCGCCGAGGCCGCCCUGCCCUCGCUGUGCCUCAAGCAGGUGUUCCCCAAGUACGCCAAGCAGUUCAGCUACCUGCGCCUCGUGGACAGGGUGGCCGCCCUCUUCAUCCGCUUCCUGGGGGUCAGAGGCACCACCAAGCUGGGGCCAACGGGAUUCCGCACCUUCAUAAGAAACUGCAAACUGAGUAACAGCAAUUUUUCAAUGGCUGCUGUAGAUAUCCUAUAUAUUGAUAUCACAAGGAGGUGGAACAGCAUGGGCAUUGACCACAAGGAUUCAGGUAACUCAGGAAUGUGUCUGCAAGCCUUUGUGGAAGCCUUCUUCUGCCUGGCCCAGAAGAAAUACAAGUCGCGGCCGCUGCACGAGCAGGUGGCGUCGCUGGUGGAGCUGUGCGAGUGCCGCCUGGCUGCCCUGCACGGCAAGCGGCUGCUGUGGGGCUGCGGGCUGGGCCAGCGCCACGGGGCCCUGCCAGCCACGGCCACCGCGCCCAGCCCGCCCCGGCCCCGCCACCAGCAGGUGUUCGGGCUGCAGAAACCACCGCAGCUCCGGGCGCUCGUGUGCCGGGACGCAGCCGGGAGUUAAUCCCCAGCCAGGUACGUGCGCUGCUGGGGAGAGACUGGCGCUGGAAUCCCUUCAUUUCACAGUGACAACUAUUUAUUUCAGCUGCAUUUUUUAUUUAUGUUUUUGAAAAAGUCUGCUGCGACCUCAUGUUUUCAAAUAAUGACCCUGGCAAUGACUAUUUCUUCACCUCUGUGUGGGAUUUACGGUGCACAUCCCAUGAUAAACUGUGCAGUCAUCCUGAGUGCAUGGAAGAGAAGGACCAAGCCACAGGGGAUGAUAACCAGCAUCAUGGGAUUGGCUGCACUGACUGAGCACACUCGUGUCACAGGAGUUACAUUGCUUUGUAUGCACAGGACAUGUCACAGAAACCAAGGAAGGAACUGCAGUCACAAAUACCAGACUGGAAAACUGAAAUCUGGAGUUACACUUGUGGUCACACUUCAGGCCUUGACUCUCUUCUUUCCAUGGCUUGGACUGUACAUGUUGGAAUCAAUACAGAUUUGGUCAAUGUCUGUGUACUUAUUUUUUAAAGUCAGUCUUAAAGCACUGAAAUGAUAUUUUGGCUUCUACUUCUUUGUACAUGUCUUUGCCAUGACAAGUACUGUUAGUUUUUUAAAGAAGAACUAAAACUCUUUAUCCUUUUGCUUCCACAGAACCAAUAAGCUCACACUUAUUCACAGAAAAAUAUUUACUUUCUUAAGUAAAAUUUGGUGAAUCAAGUGAUGGUUUUGUCUUCAGGGAUUCAGCACUGCUUCUGCAGAAAGCUAUACAGAGGCCUAAGAGGUCACUUAAAUUCCAGUGGAACCAACACUUUCACUGACUUUAGCCUAAACUGUGUUCUAGGUUUCCUUAUGUUUUGUCUUUUACAGGUCCUUCUGGGACCUGCAGUAACACCUAGAGCAGAUCUUUUUUUGUGUCUUUGCACAUAUUCUUCCUUUUUUCCCUUAAAUAACAGUGUAACUGUAUGGAUUGUGUCAAAACUGGGCUGUGCUGCUGGAGCAGUACAGAGGGAAAUGAACCAUGACAUCCAUGGUCACACACUUCUUGUGGGGGCUAAGCACAACUUGAGACUGGCUGGAAGGACAGGAAUAACUUGGAACUUCAGGGAUGUUGAAUGAAAUUCUUUGUGGUCUGCAGUUUAUGAUGAUAAUGAAUGGCUACAUCUGACUUGAUUUUCCUCCUUAGUUCUACUCUUUAAUGUUCAUGACUUGGCUUAUGUUUUAGUGUCCUCCAUGCUAUCAGAAAUGGCAAAGCUGUAAGGUGGGCACUGAGCUUUGGGUUGGAGAACAUUCCCUGAGCUCCAUGUCAGAGUGUUCCAGUGGCUGUGUCACUGAGGGGGAGGCCACCUGUUUCAUGUCAGGGACUAAAUGCACACACAGUAUCCAGUGAGUUUUCACUUCAGGGAAUUUUUGUAGAGGUUUUUUCCUGAUUUCAGUUUUAAGCAGCAUGUGUUUUUCCCAAGUGGCAAUAGCAGCAUGGCAAUGCAAUGCAGGAGUCAGGCUGAGCCCACACAAAACUAGUCCCCAGCAUGUGUUAAUCUCAGAUGUGGGCAUCCCUUCUCCUUACCUUUUUCUGUAACACAAAUAAAAUAGUAGUAGAUGAUCUUUUUAGUUCAAUGGCCAGACUCUUUGAAAUUUUAUGUAUUGUACAUAAGAGGACAAUUGUAGACUAACUAAUGCCACUGCCCUCAGCCUUGUUGAAAUGUCAUAAAGAUUAUUGCAGUAUGAAGAUAAAAUGCAGAACUCCAAAGUCUGGCACCUGUCAGAACAAAUGAAGCUGAAAGGGUCAUUUUUUUUCACACUUUCAUUGUAAUAUAUUUGAAGACAUUCACAGGUUGAAAAAUGGUUACUUCUCCUUUUGUGACAUCUGACAUUUGUCUUGCGAUUGGCAGUGUGUUACUGGAAAAUAGCUUACAGUUCCUCUCAUCUCAUGAUUGAUGUCCUGUAAAGACAGAGUUACAGAGGAGUCGGAUUUGAAAUGCUGUGACUGCGAAUGCCUUCCUUGCACCUUUGAAGCAGUACAAUGUGUGGCCUAAAAUAUCCCGGUUUUGCAAUUGUGUAACUUACCCCGAUAUCAAUGGAAUAAAUUAACUAUUGUAUAUUGAACACUGAAAAGAUCUCUCCCUCUAUGGGAGACCUUUAUACUCUCUGGAUCUAAAAGAGGUUUUUAUAGCUUGUGCAUCCACAGGCUGAUGCUGCACGCCCUAUUCAUCUCCCACUUCAAAUAUGAAGGGUCCCUUGUAGAAUAGUCAAAAUAUUCAAUUAUCUGCCUCUAGUAAUCCAGUGUUCAUGUAUUUAUAUAAUUGGAAAAUUGAAUGCCAUAUUAUUCUCGGGGUGGGGGGGUGGUGGGGAGGGAAUAAACCAGGAAUGUACUUUAGAGAUUUAACAGCAGUCACAUUUCUCUUCCCUCCUGUCUAAUUCAAUUUCCUCUGCAUAUUAUUUAGCAUCCAAUUUCAUAGAGCCUUUAAGUUAGUAGUCUGUGCCCAUGCAAAUGACCAGAGACACUUUAUCCAGGAUAUGAAUGCUAAUGCACUGAUAAUCUGUUAAUCCUGAGGUACCUCUCUAGAUAAAGAAACAAUACAGGAAAGGCAUUGGAUUUUUAACAGCACUUUUGUAUAUAUUCUCUUCAGAGAAUACCACAGCACUGCACUCAUGAUUCUAUUUAUGACAUGUAUGAUAUGAAUAUUGUAUACCAGUGCAAUCUUUCUUGUUAUCAGACACACCGGAUCUGGUAUUCCUGUCUGGGUAGAAAUCAGAAUAAAACAACAUCUAAGGAAAAUCUGA